Molecule: messenger RNA, 3343 nt
Organism: Pseudoliparis swirei
Lineage: Eukaryota; Metazoa; Chordata; Actinopteri; Perciformes; Liparidae
Gene: btbd3b
Product: BTB (POZ) domain containing 3b
Exons: 4
Coding region: 505-2055 (516 amino acids)
Biological process (GO): neurogenesis; dendrite morphogenesis; cerebral cortex development
Cellular component (GO): cytosol
Molecular function (GO): protein binding
Source: RefSeq, a predicted model, not a curated record
CCUGAAGGAGAGAGAGGAGCAAAGAGAGAAAAGGGUAGAUCCACAGAUGAGGAGAGUCUGAAAGAAGAAGAGACGCACAGAUGGAGUAAGAGUGGGAAAUGAAAGGAAUUGAGUAAACACCGCUGCCUGCCUGAGGACCACUGCAGCUGUACUAAAUCUGGGGCUGUCAGGCCAGCCCUCAGCGAAGCAGUGAGUGAGGCAAGGGUGCAGAGGAGAAAAAUAAGUGAUUUAAAGAGCUGAUCUCAUCACUCUGGACAAACAGGGAUGGGAACCGCAAGAGCCUUUCAGUCAGCAGAUCAAACUUCACGCAGGAAAAGUGCCUUCGGAUCACCAUUCUCUUCAGAGGAGUGAAAAAACAGGAGCGAAAAAGAGAGUUGUCCUUCGCUACACUAUUGAGUACAGCUCAAGUCUCUGCUGUCCCCCUUGGACCUCCCUCACACCUGCCUGGUCCCGGUGAAUGUCUUCUCUGCAUGCAAUCCCGCUGCUCGGCAGUUGAACACACUCAUGGUUGAUGCCAAGGGAAGGAACAUGAAAUGUCUGACUUUCUUCUUAAUGCUUCCUGAGUCAGUGAAAAGCAAGUCAAGUAAGAGCGCCAAGAAAGGGAAUGCCAGCGGCAGCUCUAAGCUGCCCCCUGUCUGUUAUGAGAUAAUCACUCUGAGCAGCAAGAAGAAGAAGAUGGAAGCGGAUAUUUUUCCCAGCAAAAAGCCGGCGUCCACCAACACAGUGCAACAGUACCAGCAGCAGAACCUCAACAACAACAACACCAUACAGAACUGUAACUGGCAAGGACUCUACUCCACUAUCAGAGAAAGAAAUUCCGUAAUGUUCAACAAUGAGCUGAUGGCAGAUGUUCACUUUGUGGUGGGUCAGCCUGGAAGGACCCAGCGGCUGCCGGGACACAGAUAUGUUUUGGCUGUGGGCAGCUCAGUGUUCCACGCCAUGUUUUAUGGUGAACUGGCUGAGAACAAUGAUGAAAUCCAUAUUCCAGAUGUGGAACCAGCAGCAUUUCUGGCAAUGCUGAAGUACAUCUACUGUGACGAGAUUGACCUGAGUGCUGACACAGUGUUGGCCACUCUUUAUGCUGCCAAGAAGUACAUUGUCCCUCAUCUGGCACGUGCAUGUGUCAACUUCCUGGAAACCAGCCUGAGUGCCAAGAAUGCCUGUGUGUUACUCUCACAGAGCUGCCUGUUUGAGGAGCCAGAGCUGACACAGCGCUGUUGGGAGGUGAUUGAUGCCCAGGCAGAGCUGGCGUUAUGCUCGGAGGGCUUCUGCGACAUCGACACCCAGACCCUGGAGAGUAUCCUACAGCGAGAGACACUUAAUGCUAAAGAGAUAGUGGUAUUUGAAGCGGCGCUCAGCUGGGCUGAGGCUGAGUGCCAGAGACAAGACAUCACCUUGUCGACGGACAACAGGCGUAAGGUUUUGGGCAAGGCCAUGUACCUGAUACGUAUUCCUACGAUGGCUCUCGAUGAUUUUGCCAACGGAGCGGCCCAGUCGGGCGUGUUGACGCUUAACGAGACCAAUGACAUCUUCCUGUGGUACACAGCAGCCAAGAAGCCUGAGAUGCAGUUUGUCAGUAUGCCUAGGAAGGGCCUGACACCCCAGCGCUGCCACAGAUUCCAGUCAUGUGCAUACCGAAGUAAUCAGUGGCGCUAUCGGGGCCGCUGUGACAGCAUACAGUUUGCAGUGGAUAAAAGAGUUUUCAUCGCAGGGUUUGGACUGUAUGGAUCUAGCUGUGGCUCAGCAGAGUACAGUGCCAAGAUUGAGUUGAAACGUCAAGGAGUACUGCUGGGACAACAGCUCAGCAAAUACUUCUCUGAUGGUUCCAGCAACACUUUCCCAGUAUGUUUUGAGUAUCCAGUACAGAUCGAGCCUGACACCUUCUACACUGCAAGUGUGAUUCUGGAUGGGAAUGAGCUCAGCUACUUUGGACAGGAAGGGAUGACAGAGGUGCAGUGUGGGAAAGUGACAUUUCAGUUCCAGUGCUCCUCGGAUAGCACUAACGGCACUGGGGUGCAGGGGGGACAGAUUCCGGAGCUCAUCUUUUAUGCUUGACAACCCCUGCUCGACUGACUUUCAGUGCAUUUAAGAACAUUAGAAAAGUAUCACUUUGUGCAUAGUGUCACUUUCUGGUAUUUAUUUUGGUCACAAUUGUGCAACGACUACAAAUCACUUUUAGACCUGUGAUAUGGUCUUGUGUGGUUUUGAUUUCAGUAAAUGGUCCACUUGAGUAGGAUCAGAUAAAUGUCUCAAGAUGUUGGAUUGUCCACAUACGGGGAUGAACAAAAGACUUCACAGAUUAGAAAUAUCUUGCACUAGAUGUGCAGGUAUGUAUGCAUAUAUGUAAAUUAUGAAAUGUAUAUGAUGCCACAAUUGUGGCCAACACAGGUCACAAAGAUUUCUCAUAUGAUGAGUAUGCUACAGUAUGUUUAUUAUUUCUAUGCUUGCAUAGAAUGCACAUACAGUAUAUAGCAGCAAUAUUUCAUAUUCUUCAAUGAGCGUUUCAUGCCAUGACUCAGUCUGGACCAUCACCAUUACAAAAGAAAUGAACAAAGGCUGUAUGAUACUCAAUACCCGACAAAGGCAUAUGUAUUGGAGUAGUUUCAAUUGAAUUUGCAGCUUUUUGAUACUUUGAAUCUAGUAACGGGGCACUUAGAAAGGGUUUCAGGGGUCUUAGAUUAGGUAGCAGAAACACAUAACCCAAACAGCAGCUGGAGCAUGUUGAACUACACUCAUCUCACUCCACUGAGGUUUCAUUUAGAUCAGUGUCAUUAUGUUUACAGUGAAAAUCUACUUAAAGUGAUCACCAUUCACCAUUCCAUUGCAGAGUGAAUGGUUUCUUUGGUGUAAUAUGUCUGCAUUGCAGUACUUGCAGCAUGGGCAAAACAGUUCCAAUUCAGCUUACACGUGUACGACUAAUCGUUGGGACGCCUUCGUUUUGUUUACAGCAAAAAGAGCCACGAUUGAAUCUGAGUUAGAAACCCUUUACCUGAUGGACAUUUACUUCUCUUUGUUAACUCUGAACUGCUGAGCACUCCCUCGCAAUGUGAUCCCAUACAGUAUCUAUAUUUGCAUACUGUAUAUGCUACAGAAGUACACUGAUGUUAGUUUGUAAAAAAAAAUCUAUAUAUUUUGCUUUACUCACUCUUUUAAAGGAGGCAUAAUCUUUUGAUUUUCUGUGCUAUGGAUAUUUUUUUCUGGUGUGGGAUGAAAAUCCAUAAGCUUGUCUGCUGAUGACAAUAGAUGGGCAAACUGGUGUUCGCGUCCUGUGUAUACAUGCUACAUUGCCGGGAGACCAAGGAAUGUGUAUGAUUGUUGAUUCAAAUAAACAAAACAAGUGGUA